Molecule: messenger RNA, 718 nt
Organism: Rhinichthys klamathensis goyatoka
Lineage: Eukaryota; Metazoa; Chordata; Actinopteri; Cypriniformes; Leuciscidae
Gene: lamtor3
Product: late endosomal/lysosomal adaptor, MAPK and MTOR activator 3
Exons: 7
Coding region: 123-503 (126 amino acids)
Biological process (GO): cellular response to amino acid stimulus; positive regulation of TOR signaling
Cellular component (GO): Ragulator complex
Source: RefSeq, a predicted model, not a curated record
UUACGUACACGGAAAACCUUGUGUUUUCUGUCAUGUGAUGAUCGCACAUAAACAAGUGACGAACUUUUUAUAAAACUGGCUUGAAUUGAAGAGUGCAGCAGGGGCGUUACAUAGUCAAUCUAAUGAAUAUGGCAGAUAAUCUGAGGAGUUAUUUGUAUAAACAACUGCCAAGUGUUGAAGGACUCCAUGCAAUAGUGGUGACAGAUAGAGAUGGAGUCCCUGUAAUCAAAGUUGCCAAUGACAAUGCCCCUGACUAUGCACUGCGGCCAGCGUUCCUGUCCACCUUUGCCUUGGCAACUGACCAGGGCAGCAAGCUCGGCUUGUCCAAAAAUAAGAGCAUCAUUUGUUACUAUAACACAUACCAGAUUGUACAGUUCAACCGAUUACCCUUAGUGAUAAGUUUCAUCGCAAGUAGUAAUGCCAACACAGGUUUGAUCUUCAGUCUUGAGAAGGAGCUAGUCCCUCUGAUUGAAGAACUAAGACAGGUGGUGGAAGUAGCUUAGUUGCUAUUCAUCUCAGUACCUACAGGAAUCAGACAUUUGGACAAGAGAGUCAAGAUCGCCCAUCGAGUCUGAUGUCUUGAUGUUCUAGCUCAUACACACACACACACACAUAUGUACAUAAUAUAAUGUUGCCUGGUCUUGAUGCUGUAUGUCUUUUAUGAAUGUAACCUGCUCCUUUUUGUCUCCUCCUAAUUAAUAAAUUUGUCUAAAGCUUU